This is a messenger RNA of Penicillium daleae, 1887 nucleotides long. Its product is annotated as lysophospholipase catalytic domain-containing protein. Bases 1 to 1887 code for a protein of 628 amino acids. NCBI's taxonomy places the organism in Eukaryota, Fungi, Ascomycota, Eurotiomycetes, Eurotiales, Aspergillaceae. Gene Ontology annotation, cellular component: intracellular membrane-bounded organelle; cytosol. The transcript has 3 exons. The record is from RefSeq and is a predicted model, not a curated record. Gene Ontology annotation, biological process: glycerophospholipid catabolic process. Gene Ontology annotation, molecular function: A2-type glycerophospholipase activity.
AUGUUGAACUGGGAGAUUCGCAUUUCUCUCCUCUUCGUUGUCUGCUUCGCUUCUGGCCAGACGCAAUUCCGCAAGUCAUCACUGGACACUUCUACCGGCACUCUGAUUCACAGAGCCUUACCAAAUGCGCCUAAUGGAUAUACACCAGAAGACGUACAAUGCUCGUCGCCUAAUCCAACCGUGCGAAUUGCGGUAAAUAUUAGCGAGGACGAAAUGAAUUGGUUACAGAAGCGCCAGGACAAAAGGUUGAAGGCGAUGCACACCUUUCUGACCCGAAUGAAAAUUCCGAACUUCAAUGCUACCCAAUAUUUUGCAAACACUCAGGCCUCAUCUCUACCCAAUAUCGGGAUCUCGUUCUCAGGAGGCGGCUACCGAGCAUUACUCAACGGAGCUGGGGCAUUUGCUGCAUUCGAUGAGCGCACGAGUAACUCGACUGCGCCAGGCCAUCUAGGUGGAUUGGUGCAAUCAAGUACGUAUAUCUCUGGGCUUAGCGGUGGCUCCUGGCUGGUCGGAUCAAUUUAUACGAACAAUUUUACUACCGUGACUACACUGCUGAAUUCUAAUGCCAGUGGUGUUUGGGAAUUUGAUCAAUCAAUCUUAAGCGGACCUACAGGUGAUGCAGGCUACUUUCGGCAACUCCGACAAACUGUAGAUGGGAAAGAUGAGGCUGGAUUCCCUGUUUCAAUUACUGAUUACUGGUACGAGAUUACUCAUUUCCCACUCAAGUUCCUUCACAUCUUUGGCAAUGUCCCGCCCCCGGCUGUUGACUGGGAGGGUCGCGGGCUGUCCUACCAAUUGGUUAAUGCUACUGAUGGUGGGCCUGCAUAUACGUGGUCAUCUAUCGCUUCAACGGCUGAAUUUCAUGAUGGAAAUGUGCCAAUGCCGAUUAUUAUCGCGCUUGAACGAGCGCCUUCAGAGCAGAAUCUUACAUUAAAUUCAUCGGUCUACGAGUUCAACCCAUGGGAAUUGGGUACAUGGGACCCAACAACAUACGGCUUUAUGCCACUCAAAGUUCUGGGGUCGAAUUUCACAAAUGGCAAGUUAUCAAAGGAUGUUUGCAUAUCUGGGUUUGAUAAUGUGGGGUUCAUCAUGGGCACAUCUUCCUCUUUGUUUAAUCAAGCCCUGCUUCAAAUCAACAACACCGAUAUUCAACGUACGUUGAAGAGCCUCACUACCUCACUUCUACAAAGCCUCAAUGACUCGUCAAACGACGUGUCAGUAUAUGAGCCCAAUCCAUUCUUCGGUUUCAAUAAAGCGAGCAAUCGGAAUGCUCAAGCAAAAGCUCUUAUCCUUGUCGACGGGGGCGAGGAUCUGCAAAAUAUUCCCUUUUACCCGCUCCUACAAGCCAAUCGCAAGGUCGACGUUAUUUUCGCCAUUGACAGCUCGGCAGACACACCGACACGGUGGCCCAACGGGACUAGCAUGGUGGCAACAUAUCAGCGCAACAGUAACUCUUCAAAAAUUGCGAAUGGGACUGCGUUUCCCUCCGUUCCAGAUCAAAACACCUUUAUCAACCUAGGGUUGAAUGGGCGGCCCACCUUUUUUGGCUGCGAUCCAUCUAAUAGUACAGGGAAGCCUCCAGCUCCUUUGAUCAUCUACAUUCCAAAUUACCCAUAUACCUACAUGUCGAACAUCUCGACGUUGACACUUGAAUUUAACGACACUGAACGGGACAAGCUGGUACUGAAUGGAUACAACGUGGCUACCAUGGGAAACUCGACAGAAUGGGGCAUUUGCAUGGGUUGCGCGAUCAUUAGUCGCAGCUUACAUCGAACUAAUACGUCGGUACCAAGUUCGUGUGUGGAUUGUUUCAACCAAUACUGUUGGAAUGGCACGGUGAAUGCGACUACCCCAAAUAUUUAUGAACCGCCUCAGAGGAUACAAUAA